Notolabrus celidotus (New Zealand spotty) is the source of this 1560-nucleotide messenger RNA. RefSeq names its product interleukin-5 receptor subunit alpha-like. Lineage: Eukaryota; Metazoa; Chordata; Actinopteri; Labriformes; Labridae. Gene Ontology annotation, cellular component: external side of plasma membrane. Gene Ontology annotation, biological process: cytokine-mediated signaling pathway. The record is from RefSeq and is a predicted model, not a curated record. Bases 101 to 1084 code for a protein of 327 amino acids. Gene Ontology annotation, molecular function: cytokine receptor activity; protein binding. The transcript has 10 exons.
CUCUGUACAGUAUGUGACGUCACACUUCUUCUUUCCCCAGAAAUGUUUCUCUGUCUUGUGUCAGUGCCUGACAGAGUGGAGACACAGCAGCAGGCUGGCUAUGGAGCUGCUUCCUGUCCUUUUGAUGGGUUUGCUGGUGUUGCUGUCCUCACAAACUGAGUCAGAGGCCAAUGAUGCAGAUGUCUGUGGGGAAGCUACUCCUGGUGUUCUGUUAUCACAGGAUUCUUCAGUUAACGGGCUCAUGGUGGAGAAAGCUGCAGUGAACAACGAUGAAAGCUUCCGCUGCCUCCUUUACUCAACAAAACAACUCAACUGUUCCUGGUCUUUUCUCACGCUACAUCAGGACGCUCAUCUCUCGGUCAUUAUCAGCAUUUGCUCUGAGGGAACAACAAUUCACUCUCUGAAUCAGUCGUCUGUGGAGAGGGUCGGAUCAAUGUCUCUGACUCUGUCUGAGCAUGACACAAUAGAAGUCAUCCUCCAGUUUAACAUAACCCUGCAUGACAACUGGACAGUCUACUUGUACGCAUAUGAAGUGCAAGAUAUAGAGGUCCUGCCUCCACCACGAGAUGUCACUGCAUCGAUCAAAGGUGGAGGCGUGUUGGUGACAUGGAGUAAGCCAACAAAUAUGGAGGACUCUGGGCCCUGGUGCUUUGAAUACCAGCUGGACAUGGGCAACCAGGGAAGACUCAUACACGUAAUAACCCAGCUGAAUUAUACAGAGCCCAAUGCAGAUCCCAGCCACACCUACAGAGUGAGGAUGAGGACAAAGAUAACAGACACAUGCAUUGAAAAGUCUCACUGGAGUGACUGGAGUCAUACUGCCACUGUGGAACGAACAGAUAAACUCAGCCUUCUCCUCAUCAUCUCUAUUUCACUUGGACUACCCAUGAUCCUCCUUGCAGUGCUGCUGUUGGUGCGCCAUCAAAGAGUGUAUGAGGUCCUGUUUCCUCCGAUUCCUCGCCCCCCGCAAAAGUACAAAGGUUUCCUGGAGAAAAACGAGACAUUGAAUUUCUUCUACCCUGCCACGUCAGCUGAGCCGGUGGAGGAGAUCACAGAGGUGGAGGACACAGGGAGGACACUUUGAAAAGUACAUGAGAGGGACUUUUUCGUUGAAAGAACAAACAAACAAACAGACAAACAAACAAACAAACAAACAAAUACCUAAGAUAACAUCCAUUUGCCUGCAGAGUGAGGCCUACUUUAAUUUAACAUCCCCGUAUGAAAAUGUGUUGUAAGUGUUGAAUACAUUUAGAAUGUGUGUGUGUGUAAAUGUGUUUAUUUUGUUGUUAUUUUGUAUUUAAGGUCACACAUUGCAUUUAUCAUAAUAUGAACAUGUUAAAGGAAAGAAAAUAUAACAGCAAAGUCUGCUCAGUAUAUCUCUGCCUAUAUGCAGCUUACAGAACUUUUAGUAAUUCAGUCCAAACAGAUGUUCAUCAGUGAGUCUUGAUGAAAUACAAGUUCUCUGCUUGAGCUAGAGGGUCAGUCUGUUUCUAAAAAUAGAUCCAAAGCGUUUAAUAUGGAACACCUGUUUAAUAUGAAAUAAAGCUGAGUAACACUGUG